AUGAAAAAUGGUUUAGUAGCGCUCAGCAUCAAGAGGGUAGAUCCAGAACUGGUCAGCCUGAUGCCACGUUUUGGCGAUGAGUAUGAAUUUGGCGUUGCCUUUGAAGACCUGUUAUGGACAGUAAAAUUUCGGGUCCGACCGCGGUUGUGGGUGAAUAUUUACGCGAUCUGGGACAUGUAUGAUGGCCUCAGGGUGAUGAUAGAUGGUGCCCAGCAUGAGCACAUGGACCCGAUGGUCAGGGACUACCAGCAGCUCACGUUUGAUGCCUUCAUGGGUGUUGUUGUAGGACUAAACAUAGAUGGACUGGAGCUCAUGCACGAGGUGAGGUUCGAGAUAGCUAAACUAAGCAUCUACGACUGGACCAGCACUGACCUAAUUAGUGAUAUAGAUGAAAACAUGCUAUGGCUCGGUUGUGGACCGUUGGAUCCUGUUGAGGUGCCAUAUACAGUGCCCGUAGAGUCUGCAGUGCAUAGAUGUAGAGCCGUAUGCUCCUCUUUCGUUGUGGCCGUCAGACAGCAGGAGUGUUUGUGUGUAGAAUUGGAAGCAACCAACAAGAUCAACAGCAAUAUCUCUCAAUGUGACCUUGACACUGACUGGGGUUACUUCUCUGCCUCGGGUCUUGACAAUAAAGAUUCCGACUACUCUAUUGUAGUUACAACAGAGAUUCUAGGAGAUAAAGCGUACGUGAAACCGCUGGAAGCCAUUAAGAUUCAUAUUGCGACCAACUUUAUUGUUGAUGUACCAUUUAAGGUUGACUUUGGUGAUAAUGAAACGGUGACAGAAAUUUAUGGUAAAGAGGUGUCACACUAUUGGUCAAAAGCUGGAAAAUACGAUAUUACUGUAGUUACUGAAGUUGGAAUAGCGAAAAUAAGUGGUACCACUGAUUUCACUGUUGAAGAUGUGGACGAAGGAUACGCCGGUGAUUUUGUUAUGUUGGACACAUUCCAUGGAGAUAGAAGCCGUCUAGCCAAUGUUGAUUUCACAAAUAUCGACUAUGCUACAGGUGCUUGUCAGUUACGAUAUGGAGAUUCCAAUGGUAUUGAUGUAAAAAUGUUAGGACUGGAAGAGUAUGUAGAAACAGCGCACACGACACACUUAUAUCCACGUGUCGGCCAUUAUAAGUUACAUGUGAACUGUACAAAUCCAUACGGACUGAUCCAAAAUAGCACUUUCUUUGCCGCAAGGAAAUUAGACACAACCUACCACUUCCACGAUAAAGACGCCAGUUUUGCUACACCAUUUGCUGGUGAGUGGGAGUUUCUCCGUAGUGUCGAGGUACAGCACAAUGAUCGGGACCAUACCGUGUCCUUGAAUGAAUCAAACCCGUCAUCUUUUGAAAUUCAGCCAAGGUUUUUACGUCUUCAAGAAAAUUUUGUCACUUACAAUUUUGAAGAGGUGACCUUGGAUAAACGUAUAAUCAACGUACAGAAUAUGGUCGAGGAGCCGGAGGUAUUUUCACCUUUAAUUGAUGGCGCCUGGAACUUGACCACCAAUAUCACUGUGCGAGUUCCCGCCGGCAACGCCAUGUUCCUCAAUGUCAGUUUCAGCGCGGGCGAGAAGAUCUUCUAUAUUCAUUACUUGGAGAACCAAACUGAUAUCGUGUUUGAAGUUAUGUUCCUAACACUAGGGUAUUACCCUGUCCAGGCGAAUAUCUCCAAUGAUAUCAGUUACAGUACCGCCGACAUGCUGGUAUCUGUAGAAGUACCGCUCCGCUCUAUCAGCCUGUUUGUAACUAAUGUAACAGAUAAAGAAAUGCCUGUUGAAUUACUGAUCGACCUAAAUGAAGGCAUGAGGGGACCAAUGAAAGUCAAUUUCCAGAUCGACCAAGGAAAUGGUUAUGUCGACAAAUAUUUCUAUUACAGCGAUAAGAUUUUCUUCGCAACCUAUCGUCAUAUGUAUAAGUAUCCGAACUGGGGAAUAUAUGAUAUCUGUGUCCGUGCGUUUAAUAGAAUCAGCUCAGUGAUAGAAUGUAUCACUGUAAAAGUUGGUCAGAGAAUCAAAUAUGUGGACGUCACCAUGCCGUCAGCUGGAAGAUUUAGAAGAAACGAGACUACAAAGUCAAUAAUUAGGUGCCCUAAAGGGUCCGACAAGACAUAUAUUGUGGACUUCGGCGACGGCGAGACUUUUGUUUUCACAGACAGAUAUUUGAAAGAGACGGAACAUUUUGAAGACACUACAACAACAACAAGCACCACCACGUCAACUGUAGCUCCUACAACUUCUGUUGAAACGGGUAACAUGACAACGUCUUUAAUCAACGAAGCGUUUGGAAAUUCUACAACAUCAACAACUAUCAAUUGGAAUGGUACUACGGAUGCAACGACCUCCUCAACAACACUCGAUUUUGAAACUUCGACCGAAUUUAUGGGAGAACGUCGCCGUCGGGAAGCAGACAACACAGGUUUUAGCGCUUCUGACACAGAUUAUAUCAUGUUUGAAUCGACGACACAAUCAGUAAUACAAACAACCGAAUCUAGCUCUGCGAGUGUAAACAGAACCGCCGCGCCGUCACUUGACGAUAGUGACACGAAUUCAACCACAUCUGCAUAUGGAAAUACAUCUGUCCUAAGUGAAACAGACGGAAAUAAAACUUCGUCUGAUAAUGUAACCGCAACCAGCACGCACUCAAUGACCACUACUACAGAAAUGCCGACAACGACAACAACCAUGUUUAUAACGUCAACAAUGGAGCCAAUACCUGACGAUGCCACCAAUCCUUACACUACAAACAACUCGUUUGCCCGACGCCGACGGGACGGAACUAUUGAAGUUACGCAUAGGUACCAAGAUAUAGGCACGUACUCUCUAAAGGUUAAAGCAGUCAAUCAUUUUAAUUGGGCCUGGGAUGUUUUGUGUCCUCUGGUGGUUAUUGCCGGCGAAAAUAACAGUACGUGCCAAUCUCCCGAUUUAGCAAUAGUUCCGAAAUACGCAUCAUCUAUCAGAAAUCCACUGCAGUUCUUCCGGUCAGAAAAGAUCAACCUUACAGCAACGGUCUCCAUGUCCGGAUGUGGUUCUUCCGUUCCAACAUUCUCCUGGAGGACUGAUAAACUCGUCAUGGAGAACGACCGGCGAAUCCGACGACCGUAUCACGACACAGGUAUCUGUGUUCUAGAAACCAAAGAUAAAAUAUUUCAGUAUCCUAUGUCGUCGUUACCAUUUGGAUCGUACGUCGUAACACUAGUGGUGUCCCCGUCUGACCAUCCCCUUAAAACAACGAUGCAUGAAUUUUUCAUGGAUGUGAACCCGUCACCACCUCAUGCUGUUAUAGAAAAGAAUGAUGAGCAUCUCUGGUUCCUGGUGUAUGGUACCACCAUGCUCAAGUUUCCUAAGUCUAUUGAUCCGGACUUCAACACUCAUGAUGGUAUUGUUUACGAUCUGGUUUUCAUGGAAGAGUCAAAAUACACUGAUGUAAAGUACGACACGCGUGAUUCAAUGGUAAAUAAAUCAUCUCUUGUCGUGGCAGGUAUUACACAUAAGUAUAGAUCAAAGAACAUAGUUCGAGUGUAUGAAUAUACACCAUGCUUCCUUCGAUCCGGAAAUCUUACCAAAGACAUGCGAUUUCCCUCAGGAGAAUUUAACUUGCCGUCCGAAUAUUUUGUUAGUGACGUCAAUUCUUUUGCCAUGAUCUUAUACGUAACGAAGAAUAAUCUUACGACGUCAGCUCACGUGACAUUCGAGAUCCGUCUGAGUAAUGCUUCCAAUCUGCUUGACCAGCUGGACGACUUGUUGAAAUCAAAGGACACGACUGGUGUAAUGAGGGCUGUGGAGGCGCUGUCAGCAACACUUGUUGUUACCCCGACAAACAGUUCAGAAGAGGAAGAGUUCGAAGCAAAGGAGGCUAUGACAGAGCUGAAGACGAAAUUGAUUGGAGCCCUUGAUUCAGUGUCAGAGGGAGUAAAAGAUAUUGAUCAAGCCAGCGGCAUGAUUGGUCUUGUGGACGAUUUAACCAAGGAUUCUGGCAGCGUCUCUGAUAAUGCAAGGGUAGGCGCCACAUCUGCUAUUAAAAACUCUGCCGAAGUUACUGAAAGUUUCGCUGAUGAACCAUUGGAUACACUGACAGGUGUCGGAUCUAAAGUGGUAUCAGGUGUCAGCAAUGUAUUACCAAAGGAGGACGAGGUGGCAAAAAAGUUGGCAGAGCACGAGAAGUCGCUCGCUCAGGCCGAGAAAGACGCGAAGGCAGCCCUCGGACCGAGUGAUGAGGAAGAAGAGGAGAAUCCAGAAGAAGAUGGUGCGGAUAUAACUCUUGAAGAAGAUACAGAUGAGCUGACAGAACUAACUGAAGAAGACUUGGCAUCGAACGCUCCAUUACCUUACAAUAAACUGCUCAAGAAGUGCGACCUGCUUCACAGUUCGCCGCUUGACAAACUCUACAAAUAUCUGUUCUUUUACGAAGCCAUUUUCAGACACGUGUUGAAGAACAAAAGCGUAGAGAUAAUGAUAGAUGCAGAGAUUCUCAAGUUACCAAGGAACGACAUUUUCUGUUAUAUCGGUGUCCUAGAAGAGCCAGGAGAUGUUGAAUGGUACUAUAACAGGUAUCUGGACGAGGAGAAACGACGCAGGGAUAAAAUCAGAAAAGACGCGGAUCGAGAUGUGAGUAAGUCUUUCCUCGGUUCAAUAGACUCUGUGUCCAGCGUAUUGUUGAACAAGACAGAGGCCAACCAGACAGUGGAACUCGGUGCUCCUGGUCUCAAGGUCGCGAUGAAAAAGGUCAACCCAAAUGCAACGGAAGAAGACGAGAGUAUGGGUGACGAUGCGGGUGUGAAGAUGCCAGCCGGAGUCCUCUCGGGCUCGGGAAAUGGUUCAGAAGUCGGCCAAACGUUGAUCGUGAAUGACCAGUCACCGUUUACGUACGGUAACGAGAACGACACGACCGAGGUGGGAACUGCUGUUGUCACGUUCAAACUCUCCACACCGGGUACCAAAGACGAGGUGCCGGUGUCGAACACGACUGAGCCAAUAGAAAUAUAUCUCGCAGGUAACCCGGAUAAAGUUCAGACACCGAUGUUAAACACUUUGUUGUGGAAGAAAGGGGACGCCGGAAGUUCUAUGAACUACCACAAAAUAAACGUGACUAAAAACGACACUACUAUACAUGUGAUCGUGAGACCCCAGUUCUCAAACAGUGAAGAUCUGUUUGACGUUCUUUUACAGUAUGAAGGAUAUCCAAAUGAGACCCACUACCUAGCAAGGACAACCGUGCCCCACCCUGAGGACAGUUUUUCACCAAACCUGACAUGGGAGAAAGCGGAUGCACUGCGACAUACGUUCUUCCCUGAUGCCGAACUUACAAAGAUUGCGGGAAUAUAUAGAGUCGGUGUGAAACUUAGAUCGGGUGUUUUUGACCUACAGCAGACGGAGUCAGUGUUUAAUUACACAUUCCAGAUGUUCCUUGGCGGCUGCCGUUUUUGGAACCACGAAAACGAAACAUGGGACUCGGACGGUUGUGAAGUUGGGAAUCUGACGACAGUGAAUGCCACCCAGUGUUUAUGUACUCACUUGACCUCAUUUGGAGGUGAGAUGGUUGUCCCACCUAACACCAUAGACUUCAACAAUGUAUGGGCCAAGUUCAAGGACCUGAAUGAGAACGCUGCAGUAUUCAGCACGAUUAUCUCCCUUCUGGGGCUCUAUGUGAUAGGGUUGAUAUGGGCCAGAUAUAUGGACAAGAAAGACUUGGUCAAGUGGGGGGCAACGCCUUUAGAGGACAAUUUGCCGACGGACAACUAUCACUACCAGAUUUCUGUAUACACCGGAAUAAAGAAAGGUGCUGGUACAAAAUCCAACAUCAGUUUUAUUAUCUCUGGUGAGGAGAGAGACACAGGUGUGCGACGUAUGUUUGACGGAAAACGCAAGACUCAUGAUAAAGGCAGCAUUAUGAACUAUAUCCUGAGUGUCGAGGAGAAACUCGGACCCCUCAGCUUCUGCAGAAUCUGGCACGAUAACUCGGGGGAAGGGAAAAAUAGGUCAUGGUUCCUGGAUCAAAUAGAAAUGUCAGAUCUACAAACGGGAGAAAGGUAUUUUUUCCUGUGCAACCGUUGGCUAGCCUGUGAGGAAGACGACGGUAUGGUGGAUCGUAUUCUCCCGGUGGCGGGUAUAGAAGACCUUGUAGCCUUCAAACAGCUCUUCUCAUCCUCGGUCAGGAAGAAGUUGACCAGUGACCAUUUAUGGCUGUCCGUGUUUAGCCGACCCACGAGAAGCUCGUUCACACGAGUACAGAGAAUAUCGUGCUGUAUGUCUCUGCUAUUCCUCACCAUGAUUACGAAUGCUAUGUGGUUUAAGUCAGACGGGGAAGCGGAACACGCACAGAAUUCUGGGAAACAAACGGUCUCUUUAAAAAUCGGACCUAUCUCAUUUACGCUUCAACAGGUGUUUAUAAGUUUAGCCAGCACAAUUAUCGUGUUUCCACCAAGUUUCUUAUUGAUCACAUUUUUCCGACGGACCAAACAGAAGAAAAACACGAUCAUGCAGCAACACCAGCGGAAACCGAAAAGAGGAAAGUGGAAAAACCUCGGUACAACCUCAAGGUCAAACAUGUGGGGCGCUGAUGAUGAACCUAAAACUUCAAGAUUUAAAAAGUUUACAGACAGAAUGCAGAAACUAGUACGUGGUGGAGGAAACAGUAAGAACAAGUACGGCGCCGACGACGACGAGGAAUUUGACAACAUUCCGGCACCGACGAUAGCUGGAGAUCGAAGCUCUAAAAAGGAUGCUCAAAAGAAAAAGAAGAAACCAUACAUGUUUCCACAUUGGUUCAACUAUAUUGCAUGGAUUCUAUGUUUCUUCAGUAUAAUUACCCCUGCUUUCUUCACCAUUCUGUACAGUAUGCAGUGGGGCAAGGAAAAAGCCAACGAAUGGUUGAUCACCUUUGUUCUCUCCUUUUUCCAGUCAGUUAUUGUUGUUCAACCCAUCAAGGUAUUGUGUUUGGUUGCGUUUAUUGCGUGCGUGUUGAAGAAACCAGAUCUUGGCGAGGAGGGGGACUGUACUGCCGAACUCAACAAUGCUAUAAGUAGGCACGAAGAAGAAGUAUAUGCUAAAGGGUCAGCGGCAAUCGAUGAAAUUGCGAAGCGUCGAAGAGAAGCGAAUGAAUCUCUGGAACCGCCAGAUACCGAGAAAUUGGAAGCUCAAAGACAGGCACGUCUUAAAGAAAUGAAGAUGGAAGAGAUACUGAAGGAGAUUAUGAUUUACGGAUUCUUUGUUCUGGUUCUGUUUUUCCUUUCCUACCAACAGAGAGACCUUCAGUCAUUCUACUACACUGAAAAUAUGAAAAAUAUGUUCCUUGGAAAAUAUGAAGGCAUCUCGACAGUACUUGAAUACUGGGUGUGGUUAGAAAAAUUCUUCCUACCGACACUUUAUGCAGCCAAGUACCACAAUGGGACGCAGUUGUAUAAAUGGUGGGACAGGAGAUGUCUUAACGACUUUGAAUCAAGACGAAUGGGGAUAGCGAGAAUGAGGCAGUUCAGAAUUAAAGAAGAUUCGUGUAAGAUUCACAGUACGAUGCGGGGAUCAGUCAACCACUGUCGUAACGACUACAACUGGUAUGAUGACGACACGAAGGCCUACCUGCCGGGCUGGGUAGACACCAGUGAGGAGAACAGGACCAUUCUAGACGAGAGGAGAGACGACCCAUUUGUCUACCAAAACUCUGUCAGGUUGAAGAGCGCACCAUAUGUUGCCACAUUACAGACAUACAAAGGAGGCGGUUAUGUUGUGAACUUCGAGCGAAGUUACCGGAGAACUGUGCGCAACCUGACCAGGAUUAGACAUGAGGACUGGUUGGACCUGAGAACUAGGGCUAUCAUGCUGGAGUUCACGGUCUACAAUCCUAACUCCAAUCUGUUUGCCUCGGCAGUGAUGAUAACUGAAUUCCCGGCGUUCGGGGCUGCAGUAGCUCGUAGUGAAUUUAAAAUUUUCCGGCUACAGAGCUAUGUCGGUGGCUUUGCUAUUGUUGUCAUCUUCUUUGAGGUCCUCUAUUGUUGUUUCACUAUCUUCUUCUUUGUACGAUGUAUAAAGAAAGUCAAGAAAGACAGAUGCAAAUAUUUCAAGACAUUCUGGGACAUUCUGGAGUUCUGCAUGUUGUGUUUUGCUGUAGCAUGUAUUGCUAUGUACAUAUUCAAACAUAUGCUGACAGAAGUGGCGUUCCAUUACUUAAAGAAACAGUCACAGCCGGAAUUUAUAAACUUCCAGUCACUGGCCAUGUACGACGAAUUUUACGGUUACAUGACUGCCAUCGUUGUUUUCCUGGCUUCAAUUCAGUUCCUGAAACUUCUUCAGUUUAACAAGAAAAUGAACAUGCUUGGCGACACUGUCAAACUCGCUACAAAGGACCUCAAGGUGUUCUCUAUAGCUUUCUUGCUUUACUUCUUUGCCUUCGCCUUCACCGCCUACCUUCUCUUUGGCAAACACAUGAUUGGCUACAAUGGUUUCGUCUCUUCAGCAGAGUCUACCUUCGCUUUUACUCUAGGGGCGUUUGAUUUUGAAGCUAUGAGCGAUGCACACAAGUUCAUCGGUCCAAUAUUCUUCUUUUUGUUUAUCAUGGUAAUUUAUGUUGGCCUGAUGAGCAUCUUCCUGACCAUCAUUGCCGAUGCUUUCACCACAGUAAAGGAAGACACCCAGAAUGCCCAGAAUGAUUAUGAGAUGCUUGACUUCGUGUGGAGGAAAUUCAAAGGGAUAAUAGGUGUGAAAUAGUGUGAACUGCAAGCAAACCCGACCUGAAAGUUCCUCUUACAGAAUGUAUACAAAUAAUACUUUCUUUGAAGGCAAGAUGCUAAACGAGGGCAAAUAACAUCUUUAUUUAAUAUCCUAGAAAAAUCAAUCACAACUUAACCAGAUUAUACCCAACGAUCUAAAAGCCAUAUCAACAUCUUAGUGCACCUCAUUAUAAACAACUCUAAAAACAUCAUUCAACACAGUUUAUUGUUAUCCAUGUAUUGUAUAUCAUCGUAAGUAAAUUCAUGGCACAAACCUUGUAUUAUUCACUAACAAGUUUAUAUCACAGAGAAAGGGAAAAUGUUUAUCGUGAUGUAGUACAUUUGUGUAAUUCAUCAUUGUUAUAAAAUAUUGUUUUUGUCUUCUUGCUGGUCAAAUCAUCUGUUCACGUCUCGAGAACAUCUACAAUUCACUGGUAUGCCUGUUCACGUCUCGAGCAUAUCUACAAAUUCGUUGUGAUGUCUUUUCACAUCUCGAACAUUCAUCUAUUUACAAAUCGACUGUAAAGUUUGUUCACGUCUCGAGCGUAACUGUAAACCCGCUUUAAUAUCUUUUUAUGUCUUGAGUAUAUCUACACAUCCGCUUUAAUGUCUUCACGUCUCGAAAAUAUCUACAACUUUGCUGUAAUGUCUUUUUGCGUCUCGAACAUUACUACAAAUCCGUUUGUCUUGUAUUCUUACGUCCCGAACGUAUCUACAGAUCCGCUUUAUUGUCUUCUUACGUCUCGAAAAUGUCUACAAAUCCGCUGCAAUGUCUUUUCACAUCUCGAACCUAUCUACAGAUCCGCUUUAGUUUCUUCUUACGUCGCGAACGUAUCUACAGAUCCGCUUUAAUGUCUUUUUGAUGUCUUUUUUUCACAUCUCGAGCAUAUCUACAUUUCACUGUAAUGCUCCUUCACGCUUCUGUAUAUCUACAAAGAACUUUUUUUACCUCAGAUAUAACGCUAAUGCUUUAACUACAGUUUGUAAUUUCAAAACACAGAAGAGAUUUUUCCUAAUUACGGUUUUUAAGACGUGACAGGCACAAAAGAUAUGAUAAAACCUAAACCUAAAUAGUCUUACAUCAGGGUUUUUCACUUAUAUUAUAAUUUUCAGGACUCCCCCAGUUUAAAUCAUGAAUUACGAGUUGUUUUGAAGAUUUAUUGAAUCUCUUACAAAUUAAUAUGCAAUUUAUUUAUUCAUAUCAAUAUUUUAUUUGUAUAGCACUUUAUUUCAUUGUUGAUACAUGUACACAUCUUUGCAAUAUAUUUCAUUUAUCAGUUAAAUCUUAUUGACGACUGGGCUCUUUGUGUUACGCCCUGGAAAAAUUAUAAAUACUAUUACACUAAAAUAUUUCUCACUGGUCUUUCGAUUUUGCAUAAUUUUGGCUUUGCAUUUUUGGUUACAAGGAUCAUUUAGAGCAGGUAUUAUGUUUUAAAAGACAAUAAACGUGCACCUUCUGCCACCAUUGUCCUUAUUGUUCUCUUUUUUACCUUCAGAUCUCGGUUACGAUUCAUUUCAGUUAAUAAAAUCAGAUUUAAAAUCACGAUGUAAUGAGUCUGAGACCUGAAUGAAAUAGGGUGAUAGAAUUCUUGAUGAAACAACAAAUGAAUUUAUUUUAAAAACGAAAUCAGUUUUUCCUAUUCAGAAAAAACAACAACAAAGAAUGACAUCACAUUAGAAUUAAUGUUAAAUGAAGCAGAACAUAAUUUUAUGACCAUCUUUAACACCACUUGUCUGAAGUUCCUAAGUGUAAAAGUCAUAAUUUUUAUGCAAUUUAGAGAUAUUUAGUAAUAAAAUUUAAGAAGAUGCUUUGAAAGAAUCAAACGCAACCAAGCAAAUGUAAUGAUUUGGGUAACGAAAUGUGCAACAAACCUCGCCACCCACGCCUUGUCCAAUAUGUUACGUUUUCUGUAUAUUUUGAUUGACUUUAAUCAACAAAGGUACAAAAAGCGGCCCGUAAAUAUUCUCCGUCCAUUGCUUUAUUGUUAUAGUUACUUUAUAUAUAAUAGAUACAGGCUUAGUUCGAUCACCUACUGUUGUAUAGUAAGAAACAGGAAGUGAUUUUCUACAUGCGCAUGAACGAAUAUAGUUCAUCAUAGUAGAGCGUACUUAUGUGAAGAAGUGGCGGCGUCAGUAGAUACUUUCUCCACACUUUCCUUUUAUAUACAUAUUUUUUGGAUUAAAUAAGUCACAUUACCAGACCUUACAGACACACUCCUCAAAAGUCUGUGUUCCAGUUAUCUUUCAGUAGCAAUUAAUGAAGAAUAAUUUCAAAUAAAACAUAAAAUGUUGCAACUUCACAGCACUGUCAACAUUUCAACAUGUCCACUUUCUCGGUCAUUUUGAAACAAGAGGAACCAUCCGCGUGUUGAAAUUUAGUUUGAAAUACACCGUAUUCGUCAACUAGGGCAGUUCAGUGUGACGAGAGUUUAACUGUAGUAGGCGAUCGAACUUGGCCAAAAUAACUCUUGCAUUUAGUUUUCCUGUUUGAAAAAAAAUGUUUAUUUAUUAAUAUUUUAAAAUACGUUAGUUAUUUCUUGUUAUCGGUUAUUAUUUGGAUGAAUAAAAAAGU
Mercenaria mercenaria is the source of this 11256-nucleotide messenger RNA. RefSeq lists its product as uncharacterized. Gene Ontology annotation, biological process: detection of mechanical stimulus. Gene Ontology annotation, molecular function: calcium ion binding; protein binding; calcium channel activity. The transcript is spliced from 28 exons. Bases 1 to 8682 code for a protein of 2893 amino acids. NCBI's taxonomy places the organism in Eukaryota, Metazoa, Mollusca, Bivalvia, Venerida, Veneridae. The record is from RefSeq and is a predicted model, not a curated record. Gene Ontology annotation, cellular component: membrane.